GCAUCUCAUUUUAUGUAUCAAACGUUUGCAUACACGUUGGUUUGCGCUUCUUGUUCGCUCAGCGGCACCGCGUCGAGAACGGUUUGUGUAGACAUCAAUUUCUGCCCAGCAGUUGAUCGUACGACAAGAGGUAAAGAAAAAGAUUACGAAAAAGGAGGACACUGAGGGGAUCGUCUUUGACAUGUCCGUUCGCGCUGUUGGGUGGCUCCAGUCCAAACUGGGGCUCGACAUUGGCGCUCGCAGCGCAGACGGCGACGGCGGCGGCCACACCGACAGCCUCCCCACUACGGAGCUCGCCGGGUUCGCCUCCACGGACAACCGCAGCUCCAGCGUCGACGCGAUUGCCGGCACGGCGGCAAACGGCCAGAGCGAGGACGCAGACCACACCUUCACCGACGCGGCGAGCCAGUGGGAGGCGAAGCUGGGCCGCGUGUGGCGGCAGGCGAAUGAGAAGGCGACACGUUUUUGGAACACCAACGUGCGCAGCGGCGGUAGUGGAGGCAGCCGCAACGACCCCUUUGGGUUUGGCGCUGGUGGUGCCCAGGGCGGCGGCGGCAACGGCGGCACGGGCGACGGCCCGGAGCUGGAUGAGAACGGGCUACCCGUGACGAAGAACUGGUACUACUUCGACGCCAACCUCGGCCGGUGGACCGUCUCGGCGGAUGCCCCGCAGAGUGUGCAGCGGGAGUACUACGAGCAGCUGGAGGAGGCCGAGAAGGAGCGGACAGGGCAGCGGACGAUCCUGGCCCCGCCUCCACCUCCGCCUCCGCCGCCGGCUGGGAUGCAGCGACCGCCAGCGUCGAUGAACGUCGGCGCCCCGCCACCUCCACCGGGUGCGAAGUCGGUGCCGGGCGGCUUGUUUGGCGGCGGCGGCGCACACGUCGGGCGCGGUCCGCAGUAUGCGUUACCCGACUACUUCGGCAACGCCGCUCCUGCCCCGCAGCCGCCGUACCCCGGCGCCCCCUCUCAUUCUCAGCAAACGGCGCCGCAACAGGCAAAUCACUACGUGGCGAGCUCCGCGUACUCGGGCACCGCGGCGUCCGCACCAAUCCGCAGCUCCCCCUAUCCGCCCGCUUCCCUGUCCCCACCCCAGGACUUUCGACCGCCCACGCAAGCCGCUCAGUCAUCGCCACCAACCGCAGCGACGGGGCUGCCAGCGAGGCCCUCUGGCUACGCCACCGCACCGUACCCGCCCGCCGCGGCUGCACAUCCCCUAUAUCCUUCUGCGGCCGCGCCGCAGCCGGCUCGAGCGCCGACGGCGGUGUCGCGCGGCUCCGCGUCGCCUUCCAACUCGUCGGUGCACGCCUCCUACGCCGCCCCCUCGCUGCCGCCGUGGGGGGCACAGGGGUCGUCGUCCCCUCCUUACGACGCGUCGGCGUCCCCCCCAGCAACGAACAUGAAUAUGCUGCGGCCGCGGUCCCACUCGGAGAGCCAGGAGUACCCACCACCACCACCUCCACCACAGCACUGUCCGCAACAGCAACUUUAUAGUGCCUACUCCCCUCCGCAGGGCAGCCUCAACACGUACGGCUCUAGCUUACCUGAAACUACAGACAACUUCUCGUCUUUUGUGCCCACUGCACCUCUUACGCAGGCGUCAUACAAUUGUUCUACUUCCGCCCCUGUGAACUGGAGCAGCAACGCCAGCCUGCACGCGCAAGGUGACCCGAUCGGGUCUACUCAUGGUUCGGCACCGCUCAUGCCGUUGCCCACUGCCGUUGCCACCGCCACAAGCUCGAACAUCGCAAGCGGCGCUCCGUCAGCCAUGCGAUCCUCUCCUCCUCCUGCCUGGCAAUCACAGGCCUCUGCGCCUCAGCCACCGCAGCCGCCACCGCCGCAACAACAAGCACCACCGUCGCUGCGCACGGCAUUAGCGCAAAGCAAUCCAUUUGCGCAACGUCCAGGUACAAACUCCGUCAUCGCCGCGCCCUCCACACAGACGCUGCCCACACCACAGCAACCGCAAUAUGCGACUCAGCUCGCAAUGGCACCGGCGGCCCCUGCUCCAGCCCCCGCGGCAGCACCAACUCCAGCACGGCUUCCUCCGCCGCCGCCGUCCUUCAAACCGUUCACUCCCUCGUAA
Molecule: messenger RNA, 2083 nt
Organism: Leptomonas pyrrhocoris
Lineage: Eukaryota; Euglenozoa; Kinetoplastea; Trypanosomatida; Trypanosomatidae
Exons: 1
Coding region: 182-2083 (633 amino acids)
Source: RefSeq, a predicted model, not a curated record